AUGUGCACCGGACAGGAAAAGUGGGAGGAGGAGGGGGAGGAGGAGAGGAGGCGGCCGUAAGUUGAGAGAGGAGGGAAACAGUCACCAGCCUGACUCUGAGAGCUACGCCGGAGAGAAACCUGGGCAGGACGCGACCCAGCGGAGUGCAGAGCUGGGAGAGGACCUGGGGAGGGCCAGCGAGGUGAGAACCGUCCGAACCGCUGGUUUCUCUCCAGCGAGAAAACUUUCCCUGGAACGCCGGAAACUUUUUUUCCUGAGCGCGCAAGAGUCUGGGACGGAGGCGAGCAGCGGGCGUGCGCGGCUCGGCUCGGGUGACUCACGCCGGGGACCCCAAGGGGGACUUCUGUCUGCGGAGAGGAUUACAACGGUUGGUCCAAGAGCAAUGGGAGAGAGCUAGCUGUCCCUGAGGCCCAGGAGCUCUGCUGAGCAUGUCAGCUGAUCUCAUUUCAUCCUUCCCCUGGUCCUGUGAGGUGUUGGCUGAGUAGUUUUUAACAUACCCCAGCAGCAGCGUUGGGAGAAGCCUUUCCUGUGAGUGGCCAGAAGCGUCUGGUCCUCAAGACACAGCUCAAUCAUCACCUGGACUUAUGACCCGCGGCCUUGCUCCCCUCCUGCCCACUGAGUUCCACAAGAUGGGCUCCUUCCGGCGGCCUAGACCACGAUUUAUGAGCUCCCCAGUGCUCAGCGAGCUGCCCCGCUUUCAGGCUGCCCGGCAGGCUCUGCAGCUAAGUUCUAACUCUGCCUGGAACAGUGUGCAGACAGCUGUGAUCAACGUUUUCAAAGGGGGUGGCUUGCAGAACAAUGAGCUGUAUGCACUGAAUGAAAGCAUCAGGCGGCUGUUGAAGAGUGAACUUGGAUCAUUCAUUACUGACUAUUUCCAGAACCAACUUCUUGCAAAAGGACUGUCCUUUGUGGAGGAGAAGAUCAAGCAGAGUGAAGGUGACAAUCGCAUUGAGGUUCUGGCUGAAGUCUGGGACCACUUCUUCACCGAGACUCUCCCUACCCUGCAGGCAAUAUUUUAUCCGGUUCAGGGACAGGAGCUGACCAUCCGCCAGAUCUCCCUGCUGGGCUUCCGGGACCUGGUCUUACUAAAGGUGAAGCUGGGUGACUUGCUGCUGUUGGCACAGUCCAAGUUGCCUUCUUCUGUUAUACAAAUGCUGCUCAUUCUGCAGAGUGUUCACGAGCCCACGGGCCCAAGUGAGGGCUAUUUGCAGCUGGAGGAGCUGGUGAAGCAGGUGGUGUCUCCCUUCCUCGGCAUCAGCGGGGACCGCAGCUGCUCAGGCCCCAUAUACUCACUGGCCAGGAGGCAUUCCAGGGUCCGGCCCAAGGUGACUGUCCUGAACUAUGCCUCUCUGAUGACCACGGUUGGCCGGCCACUGAAUGAGAUGGUCUUGACCCCUCUAACAGAACAGGAAGGGGAGGCGUACCUGGAAAAGUGUGGCAGCGUCCGGCGGCACACAGUGGCCAAUGCCCACUCGGACAUCCAGCUGCUGGCCAUGGCCACCAUGAUGCACUCAGGGUUGGGGGAAGAGGCUGGCGGUGAGGACCAACACCUGCUCCUGCCACCCAGCUUUCCACCACCACACCGCCAGUGUUCCAGUGAGCCCAGCAUCCUCGACAGCCCUGAUGAGCUAGAACUAGAAGAUGUAGCGGGUGGCAGCCAGGAGGACUCAGAGCUGAACUGUGCCUCCCUUAGCUGAGCCGCCACUUCCAGGGACCCAUUCCUACUCUACCGCCAGGAUGAGGACACCCCUCCUCCAUGGAUCACCAAGGGGCUCUUGCAUUGGGCAACAUUGCCUAUUUCCUUUAGGGCACAAACCAAGUCUUCAUGCGCUUGGGAAACACUUGUUGACCUCCCCACUUUGGUGUCUGUGACCAGCUCCUCAUGCCACUGGUUCUCCUGACUUCCAGCCUUGCCUGAUUCACCUGAAUCCUCAUUUCUGGGCCUUCCCCAUCCUAUUGGACUGGCUGAUGCUCCUAGUAUAUAAUGCCCUGGCAUGAUUAUAGCAGAAGGUUGGACUACUACACAGGAGCAUCUGAAAUGUGCCAGCUUCUGCAGUUCCCGUUAUGAUCUUAUGAGGCAGAAGCCAAUGGGUGGAAAGAACAUUAGUGGUUCUGUAUAGCAUAGAUGUCAACUGCAGCCCCUAUCACACAUGUCCUGGGAAUGUGCCCUCAUCAUUUUAAUUGCACAGUUACUGGGAAAUCGUUGUCCUACUUGUGAGCAAGGGUUCAUUCUAAUGUACGUUCAGAUGUGAUGUGCCGUCUACAUCCUGGGCUUUGGCCUGGGAGAACCUACCAGGCUGGCACAGCCCUGUCUUGCAUUGAGCCUCUCAGCAUGUCCGUCUCAGACUUCCUCCCAGACUCUGGGAUUGAACCUUCUCAGUCACUGGUGCCUUACUGUCGCUCCAGUUUCAGGAACCGACCACAUUUUUCUGUUGUGUAUAUGAGAGGCUGGCUGACAGCGGCUGACCUAGACUGUACCUGGAUUUCACUUGAAUUUGUAAAAUGUGUAUUGCU
Messenger RNA from Mastomys coucha (southern multimammate mouse), 2514 nucleotides. RefSeq names its product proline rich 5 like (gene Prr5l). Gene Ontology annotation, biological process: TORC2 signaling. NCBI's taxonomy places the organism in Eukaryota, Metazoa, Chordata, Mammalia, Rodentia, Muridae. The transcript is spliced from 10 exons. Gene Ontology annotation, cellular component: TORC2 complex. The record is from RefSeq and is a predicted model, not a curated record. Bases 585 to 1697 code for a protein of 370 amino acids.